This is a messenger RNA of Cavia porcellus (domestic guinea pig), 10226 nucleotides long. It is a transcript of the gene Heatr5b, whose product is annotated as HEAT repeat containing 5B. Bases 183 to 6395 code for a protein of 2070 amino acids. The record is from RefSeq and is a predicted model, not a curated record. NCBI's taxonomy places the organism in Eukaryota, Metazoa, Chordata, Mammalia, Rodentia, Caviidae. The transcript is spliced from 36 exons. Gene Ontology annotation, cellular component: membrane; Golgi apparatus; endocytic vesicle. Gene Ontology annotation, biological process: retrograde transport, endosome to Golgi; endocytosis; intracellular protein localization.
AGGCAGCCGCUUCUGGCUCCUGAGCUCAGCUGAUCGGCCCUUGCCUGACUAGGAGGUGAGGCCAACCCCCUUCACCGCUACGGAGUGCAAGUUGACACAUUCACACGCUAAUUUCCCCCCGGACGAUUUCAAAUAGUUGGAGAAGAAAUUCGAGUUCCUAGUGUGAAUUAAAGACUUCAGUAAUGGAGUUAGCCCACAGUUUAUUGCUAAAUGAAGAAGCUUUGGCUCAAAUCACCGAAGCAAAGAGACCAGUGUUUAUCUUUGAAUGGUUGCGAUUUCUUGAUAAAGUUUUGGUUGCUGCCAACAAGACUGAUGUAAAGGAAAAACAGAAAAAACUGGUUGAACAGUUAACUGGAUUAAUAAGUAGUUCACCUGGACCACCUACACGAAAAUUAUUAGCUAAAAAUCUUGCAGCCUUGUAUAGCAUUGGAGAUACUUUUACAGUUUUUCAAACACUUGAUAAAUGUAAUGAUAUUAUAAGAAAUAAAGAUGAUACUGCAGCCUACUUACCAACAAAACUGGCUGCAGUGGCUUGUGUUGGAGCAUUUUACGAAAAAAUGGGAAGAAUGUUAGGCAGUGCGUUUCCAGAAACAGUAAAUAAUCUUUUGAAAUCUCUGAAAAAUGCAGAGUCUCAAGGGCGAAGUGAAAUCUUAAUGAGUCUACAGAAAGUUCUAAAUGGAUUGGGUGGUGCAGCGGCUUCCUCUCAUCGUGAUAUUUACAAGAAUGCGAGAUCCCUCUUAACUGACAGAUCCAUGGCUGUUCGGUGUGCAGUGGCCAAGUGCCUACUGGAACUCCAAAAUGAAGCUGUGUUCAUGUGGACUACUGAACUGGAAAAUAUUGCUACUCUCUGCUUUAAGGCUUUGGAAAACUCUAAUUAUGGGGUACGAGUGUCAGUGGCUAAACUCUUAGGCACAGUCAUGGCCACAGCACUAAUGCCAAAACAGGCAACAGUAAUGCGUCAAAAUGUGAAACGAGCAACAUUUGAUGAAGUUUUAGAACUGAUGGCCACAGGAUUUCUACGUGGAGGGUCAGGUUUCUUAAAGAGUGGUGGAGAAAUGUUAAAAGUUGGAGGGUCUGUAAAUCGUGAAGUGAGAGUUGGAGUUACUCAGGCUUAUGUUGUUUUUGUAACAACUCUGGGUGGUCAGUGGCUGGAGCGUAGCUUUGCUACGUUCUUGUCCCACGUACUUGAUCUGGUUUCCCACCCUCGAGCAACCCAAACACAUGUGGAGGCUGUGUACUCAAGGCGAUGUGUCUCCUUUAUCCUAAGAGCUACUGUUGGGAGUUUGCUAGGUGAAAAAGCUCAGAUAGCAGCUGCUAAAGAGAUCUGUCAAGCUAUUGGAAAACAAAUGAAAGCAGUAGAAGCAGUAAUGAAUGAUACAAGUAGCGAGAACAAAUCAGGUGCAGCAGACAUUGCAGCAAGCCAGCAUGUCAUGGUCUGUGCCCUCCAGGAGCUUGGGAGCCUGGUACAGAGCCUGAAUGCCACUGCCUCUCCACUUAUUCAGGAAGUGUCUAUAGGACUUUUGGAGAUUGUGACUUCAGUGCUUCUUCAUCCAAGCAUGGCUGCUCGGCUUGCCGCUGCGUGGUGUUUGCGCUGUGUGGCUGUGGCGUUACCUUUCCAGUUGACACCAUUUUUAGAUAGGUGUGCGGAACGGCUGAACAACCUGAAGACAUCACCAGAAGCUGUCAGUGGAUAUAGUUUUGCAAUGGCUGCUUUGUUAGGUGGAGUUCAUCAGUGUCCUUUGGGCAUUCCUCACGCCAAAGGAAAGAUGGUAGUUAGUAUUGCUGAAGAUUUGUUACGAACUGCUGCCCAAAAUAGCAGGCUAUCUUUACAACGCACCCAAGCUGGAUGGCUUUUACUUGGCGCACUUAUGACUUUAGGACCAUCUGUUGUUCGUUAUCAUCUGCCCAAGAUGUUGUUAUUAUGGCGAAAUGUUUUCCCUCGUUCUUUAAAGGAAUUAGAGGCUGAGAAGGCUCGAGGGGAUUCUUUUACCUGGCAGGUAACUUUGGAAGGUCGUGCUGGAGCUUUAUGUGCUAUGAGAAGUUUUGUUGCCCAUUGUCCGGAGCUCCUAACUGAAGAUGUGAUUAGAAAAUUAAUGACUCCUAUUGAAUGUGCUAUGACCAUGAUGUCACACAUUCCAUCUGUAAUUAAAGCCCACGGAGCUCAUCUGAAAGCUAGUGCUGCAAUGGUCCGCUUAAGACUUUAUGAUAUCUUGGCAUUGUUACCUCCAAAAACUUAUGAAGGAUCUUUCAAUGCACUUCUUAGAGAACUGGUAGCAGAGUUCACUUUGACCGACAACUCAGCCAACACAACUACCUCCCUUCUCCGGUCCCUCUGUCAUUAUGAUGAUAGCGUUCUUCUUGGUUCCUGGCUUCAAGAAACUGAUCAUAAAUCAAUUGAAGACCAGCUCCAGCCAAACAGUGCAUCUGGAAGUGGGGCUCUGGAGCAUGACCCUUCCUCCAUUUACCUACGAAUACCCGCUGGAGAAGCUGUACCUGGUCCUCUCCCUCUUGGAGUCUCAGUCAUUGAUGCUUCUGUGGCUCUUUUUGGUGUAGUGUUUCCUCAUGUUUCUUACAAACACCGAUUGCAAAUGUUGGAUCACUUUGCUGAGUGUGUUAAACAAGCCAAAGGUGUCCGCCAGCAGGCUGUGCAGCUUAAUAUAUUUACUGCUGUUCUAAGUGCUCUAAAGGGAUUAGCUGAAAACAAAAGUACUUUAGGACCGGAAGAAGUUCGGAAAUCGGCUCUGACCCUAGUUAUGGGAGCUCUUGACAACCCAAACCCAAUCCUUCGAUGUGCAGCAGGGGAAGCUCUUGGAAGAAUGGCUCAAGUGGUGGGAGAAGCAACUUUUAUUGCUAGAAUGGCCCAGUACAGCUUUGACAAGUUGAAAUCAGCUCGAGAUGUUGUAUCUAGGACUGGUCAUUCAUUGGCCCUUGGUUGUUUGCAUCGUUAUGUUGGUGGUAUAGGCUCAGGACAACAUCUGAAGACCAGUGUCAGCAUCUUAUUAGCUCUUGCACAAGAUGGAACAUCCCCUGAAGUUCAGACCUGGUCUCUUCAUUCUCUUGCUUUGAUAGUGGAUUCUAGUGGGCCAAUGUAUCGUGGAUAUGUAGAACCAACAUUAUCUUUAGUUCUUACCUUGCUGUUGACAGUUCCACCUUCACAUACAGAAGUUCAUCAGUGUUUGGGUAGAUGCUUGGGAGCUAUAAUAACUACUGUUGGCCCUGAACUGCAAGGGAAUGGAGCAACAAUUUCUACAAUCCGUUCGUCUUGUUUGGUGGGUUGUGCUAUCACCCAGGACCAUUCAGAUUCUCUUGUUCAGGCAGCUGCUAUAUCUUGCCUUCAACAACUUCACAUGUUUGCACCUCGACAUGUCAAUCUCUCUAGUCUUGUUCCUAGCCUUUGUGUUCAUUUAUGUAGCUCCCACUUGUUACUUCGACAAGCCGCAGUAGCAUGUCUCCGACAGCUUGCACAACGAGAAGCAGCUGAAGUAUGUGAAUAUGCCAUGAGCCUGGCAAAAAAUGCAGGGGACAAAGAGAGCAGUGGUGGCAAUGUCAGUCCUUUUGCACCUGGGGUCAGCUCUCGAAGUGAUAUUCAUUGCCGGCAUCAAGGUGUUAACAUAACAGAAACUGGUCUUGAGGGACUUCUUUUUGGAAUGCUAGAUCGUGAGACAGAUAGAAAAUUAUGUUCUGAUAUUCAUGACACAUUGGGCCAUAUGCUCUCAUCACUGGCAGUAGAAAAACUUUCUCAUUGGCUAAUGCUUUGUAAGGAUGUCCUGGCAGCAUCUAGCGAUAUGAGUACUGCGACUCCUUUAAGUAGUGGAAAAGAUGAAGAAUCUGAAAAGAAAGAUGAAAUGGAUGAUGACACCAUGUUUACCACACUAGGCGAGGAAGAUAAGUCCAAGCCUUUUGUGGCGCCUCGCUGGGCCACUCGAGUGUUUGCUGCUGACUGCCUGUGCCGAAUCAUCAAUUUGUGUGAGAAUGCAGACCAGGCUCACUUUGAUCUGGCCAUGGCACGUUCUGCUAAACUACGAAACCCUAAAAAUGACCUCUUAGUACUUCAUCUCUCUGACCUGAUUCGUAUGGCAUUCAUGGCUGCAACUGAUCAUAGCAACCAGCUGCGGAUGGCUGGGCUCCAGGCUCUCGAAGACAUUAUCAAGAAAUUUGCCUCUGUGCCUGAGCCAGAAUUUCCAGGUCAUGUGAUUCUGGAGCAGUAUCAAGCUAACGUGGGAGCUGCUCUAAGACCAGCUUUCUCACAAGAUACACCAUCAGAUAUAAUAGCAAAAGCUUGCCAGGUGUGCAGUACGUGGAUUGGAAGUGGAGUUGUCAGUGACCUCAAUGAUCUCCGCCGAGUACACAAUUUGCUUGUUUCUUCUCUGGACAAAGUUCAAGCUGGAAAAGGAUCUUCCAGUCAACUGUACCGAGAGAGCGCCACAACCAUGGAGAAACUGGCUGUUCUCAAAGCAUGGGCAGAGGUAUAUGUGGUUGCUAUGAAUAUUAAAAAGGAAGCUGAGUCAAAACCAAAAAGAGCAACUAAAAAUACUGAUGAUGAUGAUGACGACUAUGGUACCAUAGAUGAGCUACCGCCAGAUAGUCUAAUAACACUGGUACAACCUGAACUCCCAACACUUAGUCGCCUGUGGUUGGCAGCAUUGAAAGACUAUGCACUGUUGACUUUACCAGCUGAAUUUUCUAGUCAGCUCCCUCCAGAUGGUGGAGCAUUUUAUACACCGGAGACUAUUGAUACAGCCAGACUUCACUAUCGGAAUUCCUGGGCUCCAAUUCUCCAUGCAGUGGCACUUUGGUUAAAUAGCACAGGAUUUACAUGUUCAGAGUCCACAGAAGCAUCAGCAGUGUCGGGUUCACAAAAACGUUCUGCAGCUGUCAGUUUAAACCAACCAUCAGGAGCAACAGCCAAUGCUAAAUCUUUGCCAGAAAUUAAUAAAGACAGAAUGCACCUGAUUUUAGGUGUGAGUAUACAGUUUCUUUGUUCCCCUAGACCCGAGGAGCCUAUUGAACAUGUUACUGCAUGCCUCCAGGCUCUACAUACUUUGCUGGAUUCUCCUUAUGCACGAAUCCAUAUUGCAGAAGAUCAGCUGAUUGGUGUGGAGUUACUGAGUGUCUUGCACCGCCUCCUGUUGACCUGGAACCCAUCAUCUAUCCAGCUAUUGGUUACUGGAGUUGUCCAACAGAUAGUAAGAGCUGCUCAGGACUACCUGCAAGAAAAGAGAAGCACUCUAAAUGAAGAUGAUAUGGAGAAAGAGUCUUGUGCGGUAUUAGGAGAAGGCGGUGAUAGUGGCGGCCUCAUUCCUGGAAAAUCUCUUGUGUUUGCAACUAUGGAGCUACUGAUGUUCAUUUUAGUGCGCCAUAUGCCACAUUUGAGUACCAAGAUGUCAGACUCACCAAGUCACCUAGCCAAUAAAACUCAGCUGUCAGAAGAAAGUGCUCGUUUGGUGGCAGCCACAGUCACCAUUCUCUCUGAUUUACCAUCCCUUUGUUCACCUGCUGGAUGUAUGACAAUCCUACCCACAAUUUUGUUCUUAAUUGCAAGAAUAUUGAAAGAUACAGCAAUAAAGUCUGUAGAUAAUCAAGUUCCUCUGCCUGUUAGUGCAGCUCUUCAAGGGAUUAAAAGUAUUGUGACACUUUCUAUGACCAAAACGGAGGAAACUCAAAAACAGUGGACAGCUCUAAUUCGAAGCACUCUUGCAUGCAUCCUGGAAUAUUCUCAACCUGAGGAUUCUGUGCCUGUGCCUGAUGAAGUAAGCAUGCUGACGGCAAUUGCUCUCUUCCUGUGGUCUGCUAGUAGUGAAAUAAUAGGAGUCCAGUCAUUACAGAGUGGCUGCAUGAGCAGAUUUAAAAAUGCAUUAAAUUCAUGUGACCCAUGGGUUCAAGCCAAGUGUUACCAGCUUCUCCUCUCAGUCUUCCAACAUUCCAAUCGUGCCCUUUCAACGCCCUAUAUCCACUCAUUAGCACCAAUAGUGGUUGAAAAGCUAAAAGCUGUUGAAAGAAACAGACCAGCCAGUAACACAGAACUUUUAGCUGUUCAAGAAGGAAUUAAAGUUCUUGAAACAUUGGUUGCUCUAGGUGAAGAACAAAACAGAGUCCAGUUACUUGCUCUUUUAGUUCCCACUUUGAUCUCUUACCUGCUGGAUGAAAAUUCUUUUGCCUCAGCAAGUUCAGCUUCCAAAGAUCUUCAUGAAUUUGCACUCCAAAAUUUAAUGCAUAUUGGACCUUUGUAUCCACAUGCUUUCAAAACAGUAAUGGGGGCUGCUCCUGAGUUGAAAGUACGCCUGGAAACUGCUGUUCGAGCAAGCCAAGCAAGCAAAGCUAAAGCGGCUGCCAGGCAGCCAGCCCCUACCAUACAUUCUACACCAACAAUUAAGCUAAAAACAAGCUUCUUUUAAGGUGUUUGUCUGUUCUUUUUUAGUUGUAUUUUAAUCUAAUUAGUGAUAGCCACUAACCAUUCCAAGCUAUAAAUUGUUUUAUUUGUAUAUUGAUAUUAUAUUGCUUUCAAGGAGGUUAAGUGAAACAAUGUUCACAUUACUUACUCAUUUCUAAGGAGUGAUGCUUUAAAAAUCAUGUGGUCAAUGUAUUUUCACUGUCCUCUCAAUAAUGUUUCUAUUUAAUUGACUUUCUGUUGUUGUUGUUGUUGUUGUUUUGGUUGCAAGAAUUGAACCUAGGGUCUUGUGCAUGCUAAGCAUGUGCUCUGACUACCAACCUCUCCCCCCGGGCCACAAUUUAUUUUUUAAACACUGAGCCAUAAUCUUUUUAAAUUUAAAUGCCAAACACAUAAUUGUGUCAUGUAGUAGGCAGCCUAUAGAUGUUAUCAGGGAAAAAAAUAGAUGAAAAUUCAAUAUUUGACAUAAAAAAUUGCAAUUAAAACCCAAGCAGGUUUUCAGUUUUUACAUAACCAAAAUAAUAACAAGUCUGUUUCAUGGUGUAUAUUUAUAUACUAUGAAUAAAAUAACAUUUUCUAAGCAUUUCCCUAAAUAUCCUUAUCUUUCUGAUGGGUUUUUUUAUUUUCAUAUUACUAAAUUUUGCGGGUAUAUAACUUAGUUAUUAACUGAAUUACAAUUUUCACUUAAAGAUUCAUUAAAGUCUUUCAAAUGUAGAAUAAUGUUCUACUUUUUACUAAUGGCUAAAAUUUGUCAUAAGUUUUGUUUGGUAAUUACAGAGCUUUGGGUUCUGCCUAUGCGGUAUUAAAUGUUUAUUGAAUACCUACUGUGUAUAGAAUCAAGCUAAGGGCAUACGAAAAUGAAGUCAUAAUUAUAGUUAUGCUAGUCUCUCAUGUAAUGAGAAUUUUACAUGCAAAAUAGAUAAUUGAUGAAAUGGAUGUUUGCUAUCGCAUUUAGCAAAUUUUAAACACCAAAUUUUACCAGGUAGUGUAACACUGAGUAUAUUAAAAGCAAGUUACUUUUCUGGCCAUCUAAAAUGUGAGGCUGCCUGUGGGGAUAUACGCCUCUGAUCCCAGCACUUGGGAGGUUGAGUCAGGAGAAUCUUGAGUUUGAGCCUAGCCUGGGCAAUAGCGAUUUAACAAGAUCAAUUUCAAAAUUUUAAAAAAUUAUAUAAAAAAGAGCUGGAGAUGUAGCUCAGGGUUAAGAUCCUGAGUUUAAUGUCCAGGACCAUGGAAGUAUAUAACCUGCUAUUUAUUCUCUUACACCCACAUCAAUUGAUAGCCUUUGUUCCUCAGUCCUUUAGAUACCUCAAAAAGGCACUUUCUCUCAUGUGUUUUAUUUUCUAUAAGGUAUUUUAUUUCUGACUUGGGUUUCAUAGUUCUCCCUUUUUAUUUGUUUUUAUUUUUGGUAAAAGUCUAUUAAGUUAAUUCACAUAUUCUACAAUUCACACAUUUAAAGUGUCCAUUUCAGUGGUUUUUAGUUUAUUCAGAAGGUACUAUAACCAUCAUCAUGGUCAAUUUUGAACAUUUUUAUUGUCGCACAUAGAAACCCCACAACUGUUAGCUGUCAUUCUCACAAGUCUCACGUUUUCUCCCUAGCUUUUCACUAUAGAACUUAUUAUUGUGGACAUUUCAUAUGCUACAUAGCCUCUUGUGCCUGGCUUCUUGACUUCUUGCUGUAUCAUAAAUCAGUACAACAUUGGUUUUUUUAUGGAUGGAUAAUACUGCGGUGCAUGCAUAGCACAUUAUUUAUCCAUUCACAAAUCCAUUGGGUUGUUUCUACCUUUUGACUGUUAGGAAUACUGAUACUCUGAACAAUUAUAUACAAGUUUUUGUGUGGACACAUUAGGGAGAGGGGACACCAGGAAUUGAACCUCACACUUGCUAGGCACAUGCUGUGCCACUGAGCUAACUCUUGGUCCCUGAACAUAUGUUUUAAAAUCUUUUCAGAGAAGAGAAUUAGGAAGUAAAAUUGUUGACUCAGAUAUUAAUCAUAUUUUUUGCACACAUGCAUGUAUGCAUAUAACUCCUUUCCAUUCAUCUAUUACUACAGUAUUUAUUUCUGCCUUGGCUAUUUUUUUUUUUACUUGUUACCUUCUAGGCUUUUCUAUCAUUUUUUAAAUAGGAUACACUAUGGCAUGUGAUGUUUCUGUUUCUUUUCUUCUCUCCCUUCCUGUUUUCUGUGGUCUGUCCUUUUUCUCCUCUUUCUUUCUGGUUUUUUUUUUUUUUUUUUUUUUUUGGUACUGGGAAUCUGAUAACUGUGUGCUGCUGAGCUAUAUCCCUGGCUUUUUUUCUCCCUCUUUCUGUUAGUACAUCUUUAUACUUUCUCUAAACUCUUUCUACUGACAAUUUACCUUCUACUUUUCUAUAGUUAUGCUAAAAAAAGAAAAUCUGUUUUAAUAUUUAUAAUCAAUUUUACUGCUUAUCAAGAAUUUUUUUAAAUCUGAAUACACGUGUUUGACUGUGAUCAUUCAGUGUCAUGAAUCUGAUAGGAAAACAUCAUUAUAGCUAGUAGAUAAUGAAGCAUAAUCUGAUUGGUUUUAGUUAUGUAAGAAAUAAAGUAUCUGCUCUUUGCUUUACAAAUUCUCAUAAAUCAAUAGUAUACAUUUGAAUUCUCAAUUUGACUAGAGAAUAAGUUCAGAAGUCAAGAGGUUCUACCAUCAGUGAGGGAUAAAUCUUUGGACUCUCAACACUGUGAGGCUUCACUGUUCUUGUUUUGUUUUGUUUUCUGAGACAGGGUCUCACUAUGUACACCAGGCUGGCCUCAAACUGGCAGUAAUCCUCUUGCUUCACCCUAUGUGCUGGGAUUUCAGGCACAUGCCACCACACCCAACUCUGUUUUCUUAUCUAUAAAGUUGAAAGGAAAAGUUUUGUAAGUAUUCUGUCUGAUCUUCUGCAUAUCUAAAAAGGACAUCUGUAUGUAUAUGUCCACUUUUACCAAGUAAAUGAAUCUUUGCACAAUCCUUUUAAACUGGCAUAAAGGGGCCAGGGGUUUAGCUCAGUGGUGUAAGUACCUGCCUGACAAGCCUGAGAUGGACAUUCAAUCCCUGGUACCAAAAAAAAAAAAAAAAAAAAAUAGUUUUCACAUGUGGAUAAAAUUGCCACCAUAAUAUGACAGUAUAAAAUAUAUCAAAUGUAUAAUGUAGGCACAGAAGUUAAAAUAUUGUAGUUCCUUAUUAUCAGUAAGAACUAUUCAGGCAUUGUAUUAAACAUUUGAUAACUAACAUUUCUUUUUAUUCAGACAAUGUCAGUAAUGGAUAUGUUGUCUGAUUCCAAAACAUUUAAUCAAAUGGGUUACUAUUCACAUUUUUUCAUCUUAAUUGGGAUUUUUAGACUGAUACCAGAAUUGACAGAAUAUAGUUAUAAAUAAAAACUCUUGACCAGGCAUAGUGGUAUACAUCUGUAAGCCCAGCACUUAGGAGGCUGAGGCAGAAGAAUUGCUGCCAGUUUGAGGUCAGCCAGGGCUACAUAGUGGGGUCAAGGCCAGCCUGAACUACAUAGUGAGACCCUGUCUCCAAAAUAAGUAAGUGAAUAAAAUUCUUGUCUUAAUGUUUUGCAUCAGUUUGCUUACUUUUAAAUCUUAUUAUAAACCCAUUUCUAGUUCUGACUUAUCUGAAAACUUUUAUAAUUUAUAGGCUUUAUAGAAUUUUACUUCAAUAAGAAUUUCAUGUCAACUGUAAUUUAGAGUUACCCUAAGCUGGUUUUGAUGCUGUCACUAAAUAUAUAUGUGAGGGAAAAACAAAUAUGUGAAAAUCAUGCAUUUUACCAUUUUACUGCUUUAAAGUAACAGUUACAACUGUCUUUUCUUUUCCUAGUAGAAAAUAUAUUCAUUUGUCCCCUA